Microdochium trichocladiopsis is the source of this 1360-nucleotide messenger RNA. RefSeq lists its product as uncharacterized. Lineage: Eukaryota; Fungi; Ascomycota; Sordariomycetes; Xylariales; Microdochiaceae. The transcript is spliced from 2 exons. The record is from RefSeq and is a predicted model, not a curated record. Bases 321 to 1130 code for a protein of 269 amino acids.
GCCAGGGAUCGCGGCACACACACCCUGGUCUGCCUCAGGCACAAGUUGCACCACUUGAGCCGUCCGUGUGCGUUAUCACCAACCAACAUUGUUGUUGUGUCGUGUUUGCUCAACCAGGAGCUCCCCUGCUGGCUGUCAUCCCGCCCGCAAGGCGGUUGGUAAUACCCGCCGCCUGUUGGCUCCUCGUCCUUUCCUGAUCGAGACCCGCCACGCGUCGACGUUUCGUUGUCAUUCGGCUUUUUUAUCUUUUCUUUCUCAAGCAAUUGCCAACAGCAUCGUUCACUCAUCCGCAUCACUAUCACCACUGCCUCACCACUGCCAUGACGACGAGACCUUCAGAUGCGCCCUGGGCUGACGGGCCCUUUGCCCUCAUCCCCACGCCCUCACAACGCAUCAAGGACAGCCACAGCUACGUCCACGUAGCGUCCGAGAUGGCCUAUGCCCACAACACCCUCCUCCGCGGCCUCAAUGCCAUCCUCCAGCAGGCGCCACAUGUCCCUGAUGCCAGCACCCCGGCCACGUACAACACCAAGGAUGUUGGCGACUUGCUCUUCUACGUCCGCUGCUGGUGCGAGAUGGUCAACCACCACCACGAAGUCGAGGAGACCUUCAUCUUCCCCGAGUUUGAAAAGUUCAGCGGCCAGCCCGGCCUCAUGGAAGACCCCCGCCACCAGCACUCGCUCUUCCACGACGGCAUGGAGCGCCUCCUCGCAUACGCGACUGCCACAAAGCCCGACGAGUACCGCUGGCUUGGCGACGGCGGCAUGAAGCAGAUUAUCGACUCCUUCAGCAAACCAUUGACGGACCACCUCUAUGCUGAGAUUGAGAUCCUCCUCAAGUUUGGGCACCUCGACAGUGAUGGUUUGCGCAAAGCUUGGGACAAGGGAGAGGAGAUUGCCAAGGCCAAUGGCAAUCUCGGAUUACUGUACACAGUCUUCCCAUGUGUCCUCGGCUGCGCAGACAAGACGUACGAGGGCGGCAACGAAUUUCCCCCACUGCCUUGGGUAAUGCCCUACCUGGUCAAGUACUGGUUCGCCCGUGGCGUCGGCGCCUGGAGAUUUAACCCCUGCGACUUCUUUGGGCAGCCCCGACCCUUGGCUUUUGGGCCACACACCGCCAAGAGCCUCUAAGCCUUGCGGCGAGACCCCUGGAGCAGUCUGGGAACGAUACCGAGACGCAAUGACCAACAAGCGCGGCAUCAUGCUGGCACCGACGCAAAUAUGAAGAUUGAUGCUCGGCUCAGGGCCAGAUGUCAUUGCCUUCUCUCCCUGUAACCAUUUUCUUGUUUUUCAUCCUUGACUGAGCUAGAACCUAAGAUGCUCGACAUCGCUUUAGCGAAUGAACUGCCUUAUGAUUACCA